Molecule: messenger RNA, 482 nt
Organism: Harmonia axyridis
Lineage: Eukaryota; Metazoa; Arthropoda; Insecta; Coleoptera; Coccinellidae
Gene: cype
Product: cytochrome c oxidase subunit 6C
Exons: 2
Coding region: 157-408 (83 amino acids)
Source: RefSeq, a predicted model, not a curated record
UAAACAAACGUCGGUUUCAUCGUUUUCGAGUGUGUUUUAUCUGUUAUUAUCAGAUAACGUCAUCACUUCAAUAGGAAAAGUCGUAAAACGCGAAAUCGAUUGCACGUAGUUCUAGAGAUCCAUCAGAAAGAAAUUUACGCUCUCAUUUUGAUAGAGAUGGCCGACGCGACAGUGAAGAAAUAUCCAAAACCUCAGUUGAAAGGAUUGCUGAGGAAACAAAUAGGCAGAAAUAUGAUUGGUAUGGUGAUUUUCACUGCUGUAUCAGUAAUGGCCAUGAAAAUUUUUUAUAACGAUGAAAAUAAACGUGCUUAUGCUGAAUUUCAUAGAAAUUACGAUAUUGAUAAGGAAUUCGAGAAAAUGAGAAAGAAAGGCUUAUUCGACUCCUGCAGUGCGGAUGAUGAUGAUUGAAGUAGAUAGAUAUAAGACAAAUGUAAUAUUGAGGUAAUGUUACCUGUUAGAAAUAAAUAUACAGAGUAAUUGAA